ACCACAACAGGCAGAGACAGAGACACAGAGCCCUGUCUCCUCCGCGCUCACGCCAGUCCUGUCCCCUGCUCUCUGACUGUCUUCACCGUGUCCUUCUAGUGCGUCACUGCCGCGGACAUGCUUCCGUUCCUGGGACUACUGUCAGCUCUGCUCGCGGGUGUUUUCUCGGUUUACUUUUUACAAAAGUUCUGCUUCCCCUACUUUUGGAGAGACCUUACAUUUCUCCUGAAGGCGAUAAAGUACGGCGCGAGGCUGGAGCUGCUCAAACACUCCUCCACCAUGCCCACGGUGAUGGGGAGAUUCGUGCAACAGGCGCAGCGUAUCCCCAACAAGCCGUUCGUCAUCUGCGAGGGAAGAGCGCUCACCUACCGCGAGGUGGACGAGCGCAGUAACCGGCUGGCACACGUUCUCCUCGGGCGAAGCUCUCUGGAAAAGGGGGACUGUGUCGCUUUGCUCAUGAGCAACGAGCCCGACUUUGUGUGCGUGUGGUUCGCCCUGGUCAAGAUAGGCUGCUCGGUGGCUUUCCUUAACACCAACAUCAGGUCCAAAUCCCUGCUGCACUGCAUUCACUGCUGCGGAGCCAAAGCUCUCAUCGUGGGUUCAGAUUUGGUGGAAUGCCUCGAUGGAAUCUUCAGCAACCUUCAAGAGCAGAACAUCCAGGUGUGGACAGUGACGGACCACAGUGAGAAUACUCUGGUUCACACUCUGUUGGAUAAGAUUGAUGUAGUGUCCCACCACCAUGUUCCAGCCAAGCUGCGUGCUGCCAAGUCCCUGAAAUCUCCCAUCCUGUACAUCUUCACCUCUGGAACCACCGGGUUUCCAAAAGCAGCAGUGAUCACACACCUCCAAUGUUUAAAGGCAGCAGGAGGCUUUUGGUUAUUUGGUGCAACCAAAGAUGAUGUCAUUUACAUUCCUCUCCCACUCUACCACAGUGCUGCUUCACUGAUCGGCAUUGGAGGAACCAUUGAAUUAGGUGCAACUUGUGUCCUGAAGAAAAAGUUUUCGUCUUCUCAGUUCUGGAACGACUGUCGAAAAUACAACGUGACUGUUUUCCAGUACAUUGGUGAACUGUGCAGAUACCUCUGCAACCAGCCCAAGACAGAGGCAGAUAAAGUCCACAAGGUGCGGAUGGCUGUUGGGAAUGGUUUGCAGCAGGACGUCUGGCGGGAAUUUCAGAGACGCUUUGGAAACAUCCGAAUAUACGAGUUUUACGGCUCCACUGAGGGAAAUCUGUGCCUAAUGAAUCAUAUUGGCAAAAUUGGAACCGUGGGUCGAUCCAACUUUAUCUACAAGUUCCUGUUCAAGUAUGACCUGGUGAAGUACGACAUGGAGAAAGAGGAACCAGUGAAGGAUCAGCGAGGAUUCUGUCAGCGAGCAGGAACAGGUGAGACAGGGCUUUUACUGUCCAAAGUGAGCUCUCUCACUCCCUUCUUUGGCUACAAGGGCAGCAAACAGCAGACUGAGAAAAAGCUGAUGAAGAGUGUGUUUGUGAAGGGCGACACCUACGUAAACACGGGCGACCUGAUGGCCGAAGACAGGGAGGGCUUCAUCUGUUUCAGAGACAGAUUGGGGGACACCUUCAGGUGGAAGGGUGAAAACGUAGCGACCAUGGAGGUGGCAGAAAUUUUAGGGCAGGUAGAUUUCAUACAAGAUGUCAAUGUUUACGGUGUUAAAAUACCAGGACAUGAGGGCCGGGGAGGAAUGGCCGCCAUGACUGUACGACCGGGUCACAGAUUUGAUGGGAAGAAGCUGUUUGAGCAUGUGAUGAGUGAACUACCACCAUAUGGACGCCCAAUCUUCAUUAGGCUUCAGGAAAUGAUUGAACUGACCAGUACCUUCAAGCAGCAGAAGAUUCAGCUGGUGCAGAGCGGCUUCAACCUGUCCACUAUCUCAGAACCACUUUAUCUGUUGGACUUGGAGCAAAAGAACUACAUUCCCCUGACAGAUGCCUUUUACCAGAGCAUCAUCACAGGACGGCGCAAGCUGUAGGACCGUGACAACAGCUCAAAGAUGAUGAACAUCACUGGCUGCACACACUCGCACGGUGCAAAUACUACAGAUUAUUUAACGAGUGUUGGGAUUUAGAUAGAAAACACGUUGAGAAAUAUCAGGAAAAAUUUGAUCAGAGGCAGAAUUAUAGAAAGAUUAUAAUUCAGUUACAGUAGCAGAGGGCUGCACUGCAAGAACAGCCCUAGCAGAUAAGAACAAAACAUUUGAAAAUGAUCACUUCAUCUUGUGUCAAAUACAUUAAUCUGCCAAUAAGGAGCAGACUUUUAUACUUGACAAGAUUUCUUUAAAAAACAAUGAAGUUCUUUCCUGUGACAGACCGAAGUGCCACAAAAACGCAGAUAAAGUCUUAAUCGAACAUGAAUUAAUGACGUUGAUGCUUUGAGUUUUGUAGAGAAACAUGAUGUUGAACAUUUCUGCAAGCUUUUAGUGCUUUCUUAUGAAGAAAAAUGGGUUUUCCCCUGAAAGAAGAA
Molecule: messenger RNA, 2480 nt
Organism: Cynoglossus semilaevis (tongue sole)
Lineage: Eukaryota; Metazoa; Chordata; Actinopteri; Pleuronectiformes; Cynoglossidae
Gene: slc27a6
Product: solute carrier family 27 member 6
Exons: 9
Coding region: 118-1989 (623 amino acids)
Biological process (GO): long-chain fatty acid metabolic process; long-chain fatty acid import into cell
Cellular component (GO): endoplasmic reticulum membrane; plasma membrane
Molecular function (GO): long-chain fatty acid-CoA ligase activity; long-chain fatty acid transmembrane transporter activity
Source: RefSeq, a predicted model, not a curated record